UGUGGAGCAAGAUAAAUGGCAUGAGAAAGCAAAGAUGAGAACCAAGGAAGGCUCCAGAAGAGAAAACCAAAAACCACAAGUCACCUAAGCUGUGUGAUGGCUGCAUGAUAAUGACCCUGAUUGGAGGAAGAACUGCCUGGAUAAGCACCUGCAUGCAUGGUUAAGCGCUGCAGUGGAGCCGGAGACCUACCCAACAUGGCGCCGCUGUGGCACCGCACCCCAUUGCGUUUCUACCUUCCUCCCGUCAUGCACUGCGCGACACCAGCAGUUCCGGUUACGGCGCUGCGGUGAUUGGUCCAUCCUCUCUCCCGGCCGGAAGUGAGCGUUCCGACAGCGAAGUUCAAACGCAGCUGCCGGCCGGGCUGCGUUCUGUGCAGCUGCUGGCUGCCCCGCUCGCUUUCGACCCGGCGCUGCUGUCCUGGCAGCCGUCCGAGCGCGGUUCCGGUGCUUGGAGGAUCUCAAGGUCUUGCAGAAUCCAGGAUGUCUGUCAGCGACUACCAGGAAAUUCUCAAGUACUAUGAAUUACAUGAAACAAUUGGAACGGGUGGUUUUGCAAAGGUAAAACUCGGACGGCAUCUUCUUACUGGUGAAAAAGUUGCAAUAAAGAUCAUGGACAAAGUUGCGUUAGGGGAUGACUUGCCUCGUGUUAAAACAGAAAUUGAUGCCAUGAAGAACUUGAGUCAUCAACAUGUUUGCCGAUUGUAUCAUGUCAUAGAGACAUCAAAGAAAAUAUUCAUGGUCUUAGAGUAUUGUCCCGGAGGGGAGCUUUUUGAUUACAUUGUUUCUAAGGACCGCCUUUCAGAAGAGGAAGCUCGAGUCUUUUUCCGACAGAUUGUUUCAGCAAUUGCUUAUGUUCACAGUCAGGGUUACGCCCACAGAGACCUCAAACCAGAAAAUCUGCUAAUUGAUGAGAAACAUAAUUUGAAGCUGAUAGACUUUGGGCUCUGUGCAAAGCCAAAGGGAGGCCUUGAUUACCGCCUGAACACGUGCUGUGGAAGCCCAGCAUAUGCAGCACCAGAGCUGAUCCAGGGCAAAGCCUAUAUUGGCUCAGAGGCAGAUAUUUGGAGCAUGGGUGUACUGCUGUAUGCUCUGCUGUGUGGGUUUCUUCCUUUUGAUGAUGACAAUGUGAUGGCACUCUACAGGAGGAUAACAAGAGGAAAAUACACUGUUCCAAAAUGGCUUUCCCCUAGCAGCACGCUGCUACUUAACCAACUGCUACAGGUAGACCCAAAGAAGCGGAUUACAGUUAAACACCUGUUAAAUCACCCUUGGCUCAUGCAAGGUUAUUCUGAUGCUGUUCAGUGGCAAAGUAAAUACCCACUGGGGCACCUUGAUGAAGACUGUGUAACAGAGCUUUCUGUGUUUCACAACCAGAGCAGAGAGAGUAUAUCAACAUUAAUAUCAGAGUGGAACUAUGACCAGAUGUCAGCAACCUAUCUCUUGCUUCAGUCCAGGAAGGCUCGUGGCAAGCGCAUCCACUUAAGGAUUCCAUCACAAGCAGCACAUGCCAGUACAACACAGCCAGCAAGCCUGGGGUCUGAAAAGGCUGUGACAUCUGAAGAUGUGCCAGGUUGCAGCCAUGUGCCAGAUGUGUUUGGAUCCAUGGAAUUCUCUGAUGCAGCUUCGUUGUCUGAAGAAUCUCCCCUGGAAGAGUUUAUUCUGAAUACUCACAGAACAAAGCAGCGUUCAAGGCAUGACACUCAGCUGGGUGAUAUGGAAUUCACACCAUCAACCCCAGUGACAAGAAAAGUGGCACCAAAGCAUGCAAACAAAGAGAAUGUUGAUGCAGAGUCAGCAUUAAGAAAUGAGCUGCCCUUUGCACUUCCUGCUCCAAAGGCCUCCUUUGCAAAGAGUGAGGCAGACAAGCAAGCACAAGGCAUGCCCUUUCAGGCACCUACUUCCAAAGAGAUCCAGUUCAUCACAGUUACCCCAGUUAAGAAGCCCAAAAUACCAACAAAUACGUAUGAACUGACAGCAGCUGAGGUUCUUCCUGAGAAGAGGUGUCAUUCUGUGGAUCUAGAUCUCAACCUAGCUAAUGUGCAGAGCAGCCAAAAGAAGAGGAAGGCCAAACUAUUUGGAAGUCUUGAAAGAGGCCUGGAUAAAGUGAUAACAAUGCUUACACCAGGCAAAAAGAAGCGAUUCAGUAGACAUGGGCCAAGAAAACUUAAGGCACACUAUAAUGUUACCAUGACUCAACUGCUGAAUCCUGACCAACUGCUGAAUGAAAUAAUCUCUGUCCUCUCAAAGAAGCAGGUGGAAUACAUUCAGAAGGGCUACACCCUGAAAUGCCAAACAAAGCCAGAUUUUGGGAAAGAAUGCAUGAAGUUUGAGCUAGAAGUGUGUCAGCUCAGCAAGAACGAAGCAGUUGGAAUCAGGAGACAGAGGCUCAGAGGGGAUGCGUGGGUCUACAAGAGGCUGGUGGAAGACAUUUUAUCCAGCUGCCAGGUGUGACUGCUGCUCGGAAAGCCACAAUGCUGUGCUGAGACUGUAAUCAUUGUUUGGGAAAAAAUCAGCCUGGAAAGGUGAUUUGUGGCCUCCUUCACAGCUGUAUUUGAGAAAUCGCAGCUCUUACACUUUUAUCCACCCCUUUCUGCCCACGGCACGUUUCCUUUUCUUACAAAAACUGUCAACUUAUGCUAUAUAUUCUGCAACUGUAACUCGACUGAAAUAAAAUUCCUUAAACUACCCCCAGCUCCACUGCCCCAUCUUUUGUAUCUGCUAUAAAAAAAGGAGUUAUUGGUGUUGAUGUGCUGAGGCUCAUUUAUGCACGAUUCCAGUUAUCAAUAGAUGUGGUACAGAAAUGCAUUUGCAUAAUUCUCUUCUUGUCUCUGUGUAAGUAGGAUUUAUUGAGAUCAUUAGCUAAUCACAGCUGUGGAUCACAGAGCUGAAAUAUGUGCUCAGUGCCAUACCAAAUAGAGCCAUCUUCAGUAAAUGGGAAGUCAGGAGAGCCAGGACUUAAACUGUGAUCCUAUGUAAAACAUUGCUGCAGCUCAUUACUGAGCCUCUGUGAUGCUUAAAAAGUGAGCGUUCCUUCUGAUGCUGUGUUCCCUGGUCGUUAUGCUAAGAGUAAUGCAGCACCUUUAAGUCAUGCAGCACCUUUAAAUCAUGCAGCACCUUUAAGGCAUGCAGCACCUUUAAGGCAUG
This is a messenger RNA of Lagopus muta (rock ptarmigan), 3144 nucleotides long. RefSeq names its product maternal embryonic leucine zipper kinase (gene MELK). Gene Ontology annotation, biological process: microtubule cytoskeleton organization; intracellular signal transduction; protein phosphorylation. Gene Ontology annotation, cellular component: cytoplasm. The record is from RefSeq and is a predicted model, not a curated record. Lineage: Eukaryota; Metazoa; Chordata; Aves; Galliformes; Phasianidae. Bases 481 to 2451 code for a protein of 656 amino acids. The transcript has 19 exons. Gene Ontology annotation, molecular function: tau-protein kinase activity; protein serine/threonine kinase activity; ATP binding.